Messenger RNA from Carica papaya (papaya), 1695 nucleotides. RefSeq names its product peptidase, S9A/B/C family, catalytic domain protein (Protein of unknown function DUF829, transmembrane 53). The record is from RefSeq and is a predicted model, not a curated record. NCBI's taxonomy places the organism in Eukaryota, Viridiplantae, Streptophyta, Magnoliopsida, Brassicales, Caricaceae.
GUCCGGGUGAAUGAUUGUAGAGAAUCGCUCAGACGAACUUCUCUCCCACCUCUCUCUUCUCAAACCAAAAUUCGGCAGACACGAAAACCAGCACCUUCUGCAUCGUUUCUAUGAAUUAAAGCGGAUUCCCUGCAAAUCCCCUUGGUUCCGUCCACCGGUGAAGAAGCGCUUUGAGAAUCGACUAGAAUCCGAGAUUCUUGGGGAGGGGAAAUGUGGGGAUUCGAAAGCAGGUACUAUUGGUGUAAGAAGGAAAGGCGAGGAGGGAAAAUUGAAGGGAUAAUUGUGGUGUUUACUUGGAUGUCGAGUCAAGAGAGGCACCUGAGGAAGUACGUAGAACUUUACUCGUCUCUCGGCUGGAAUUCGCUUGUUUGCCACUCUGAAUUCCUCAACAUGUUCUUCCCUGAGAAGGCUGCAACAAUAGCUUCUGCAGUUCUCAAUGAACUUCUGGAGGAGCUAAAGGUUAGGCCAUGCCCAGUCGUCUUUGCAUCAUUUUCUGGUGGAACAAAAGCUUGCAUGUACAAGGUUCUUCAGAUAAUUGACAGAAAGCAUGAAGCACAACUGAACAAGGAUGAAUGCCAAUUGAUUAGAGACUGCAUUGUGGGGCACAUUUAUGAUUCCAGUCCGGUGGAUUUUACCAGUGAUUUAGGGACUCGGUUUGCUGUUCAUCCAUCUAUUCUCAAAAUCUCCCGUCCACCGAGAUUAGCUACAUGGAUAGCAAAUGGUAUUGCCUCUGGCCUUGAUGCUCUCUUCCUCAGCAGGUUUGAAUCUCAGCGUGCUGAGUAUUGGCAGACUCUGUACUCCUCGGUUAGCAUCGGGGGACCAUAUCUCAUUUUUCGCUCCGAAAAUGAUGAUUUGGCUCCUUAUCAAAUCAUCGACAAUUUUGCUCAACGACUAAAAGAACUUGGUGGUGAUGUAAAACUUGUGAAAUGGAGUGUCUCACCUCAUGUAGGUCAUUUUUUGCAGUACCCAAUUGACUACAGGGCUGCUGUUACUGAACUGCUUGGUAAGGCAUCUGCACUUUAUUCCCAAAAGAUUCGACGACUUGAAGGAGAGAAGGCAGAGUUAGAAGGAAUACAUGAUGAUGUAUCUGAGCCAAUCCAUGAGCUGAGGAAAGCCGCUGUAAGCCCUCGUCAGAGCUUCAGGGGGACAAGUGACAAUUUCCUCCUGCCUAGCUCUAUGGAGUAUUAUGAAGGUGGAGAUGUUGGAUCAAUGCAAGAUGAAAGCAAAGAAGGUGUUAUUCAUUUGCCUAACCCGCCAACCAUGAAUCCACAUGGAGUUCUCGGCCAAAUCCUUUUUGAUGUGUGUGUUCCCAGGAAUGUGGAAGGUUGGGAUAUGAGGUCAUCAGGUUCCAUGAAUGGACGCCCAUAUGCUUCUAGGCAGAGGCAUGCUCCGUUUAAUCCCAUUAAGUGCAUACGUAGAUCUAGAUUGUAACAUCUAAAACUGAUAAGUCCCAGAGGAGAGUUGUCCCUAAUUCAUGGAGAGUUGAGUUGGUAAAUCUAGAUGAAGGGCAAGUAAUCUUAAAGGUACUUAAUAUUCCAGGAACAUGAAUAAAUAAGGCAAUAUGGAAUCCUCUUGCCGGAGAAUAAUAGCAUUGCCUUGGUUUAGUCUUCUUGUCAAAAUGUGUAGAUACUAUUGUACAGAUAAUUGUAAAAAUGAAAGAGAGUAAGGCGGAUACUAUCCAUCUUGUUUCUACAA